Molecule: messenger RNA, 2285 nt
Organism: Coregonus clupeaformis (lake whitefish)
Lineage: Eukaryota; Metazoa; Chordata; Actinopteri; Salmoniformes; Salmonidae
Product: testican-2-like
Exons: 11
Coding region: 125-1396 (423 amino acids)
Molecular function (GO): calcium ion binding; protein binding
Source: RefSeq, a predicted model, not a curated record
CGACAGCAGUAGUAGGAAGGCGCAUCUGCGUAAACAGGUCACAUUUCACUCUAGUCGCAUCCUCGUCUUCUCGUCCAUAAGGGAAGCUAGAGCGAGUGCCGCGCGCCUUUUCUAAGCGCUUACCAUGGUGGGAAUGACGGGAUUGGUGGUCCUUCUCGUCCCGGUGAUGAUGGUGGUGGGAUCCACCUUGCAGUCGGAAAUUAAGAACGGGAAAGAGCCUGAAAAAACGGGGAAUUUCAUGGAAGACGAGCAUUGGCUGUCCACCAUUUCACAGUACAGCCGCAAGAUCAAGCACUGGAAUCGCUUCAGAGACGAAGUAGAGGAUGACUAUGUGCGGGCCUUGGAUGAGAAUCAGGGAGGCUCUAAUGAAAAUGUUGACACUACCAAGGACCCCUGUCAGAAGGUGAAGUGUAGCCGACACAAGGUGUGUAUUGCCCAGGGAUACCAGAGGGCUGUGUGUGUCAACCGCAAGAAGCUUGAGCACAGACUGAAGCAACCUUCCCUGAGUUCUCCUGAGGGAGGAUGCCAGCCCUGUCCCAUCUCCUCCUCUGUUCCUGUGUGUGGCUCUGACGGACACAACUACGCGUCACAGUGUAAAUUGGAGCAGCAGGCGUGCUUCACAGGGAAGGAGCUGACUAUGAAGUGUUCAGGUCUUUGUCCUUGUCCAACCGCACCCCCCGUCACAGAGACAGAGGUCAAGCAUGAGAGUUGUACAGGACAGGACCUCUCUGAUCUGGGGGAGAGGCUGAGGGACUGGUUCCAGCUGCUGCAGGACAAUGCCAAGCUGAACAACAACAGCAAGACUGGAGCCAGCAACACAGCAGGGGCUAACACUGGAUCAGUCCUGGACAGGAGCGUGGUUGCCAGCUGUAAGGACUCUUUAGGUUGGAUGUUCUCAAAGCUGGACACAAACAGUGAUCUGUAUCUGGACCAGGCUGAGAUUGUAGCCAUUAACCUGGACAAGUACGAGGUCUGCAUCCGACCCUUCUUUAACUCCUGCGACUCCUACAGGGAUGGGAAGGUGUCUACGGCCGAGUGGUGCCUCUGCUUCUGGAGAGAGAAGCCCCCCUGCCUGGCUGAGCUGGAGAGGAUCCAAGUACAGGAGGGAGGCAAGAAGAAACUGGGCCUGUUCAUCCCUAGCUGUGAUGAGGACGGAUACUACAGAAAGCUACAGUGUGAUCAGGCUAGAGGAGAGUGCUGGUGUGUCGACCAACACGGAGGGGAACUAGCCAGCUCCAGAAUCCAUGGCAACCCUGACUGUGUCUCUUCUCCAGAUGAGGCGGUGACAUAUUCAGGAGAUUUUGGCAGUGGGGUCGGAUGGGAGGAUGAGGAAGAUAAAGAAGCGGAAGAGAAUGAAGAGGAAGGAGAGGCGGAUGACGGAGGAUAUAUUUGGUAGAGGUGAAGAAAUAAGCCUAGCUGGUCCAACAUUACUACCGGAGCAUCUCAACUUCUCUCACUUUCUUUGUCUCUUACAUACACACAGAAAUAAUGAUCCUGAAAACCUGAAGAGAUGGUUGAAAAAACACACUCAGAACAACACUGAAUCAGUCCUGGACUGAGGGGGGUUGGCGGGAUAGAUGGGGGGGUGGGGGUGGUGGUGUGACAAUGUAUGAUAUCAAUAGCUAGAAACUGUGGUCUGACGAGUCAGGAGAUGUGUCGUAAAUACCUGUGAAUAUCUUGGCUCUUUUUUCUGUUGUAUGUGCAAGACAACUUUCUCCUGGAGCAGUUUUUAGCAGCUUAAAUGUUUUUAUUAAAGGCAGGAAGCAGCUGGAGGUUAUGUGCUCAUGUUAGGAACUGGAGGUGCUUUUGGGCGUCCUCCCCUUGCGUCCUUUCCUUCAUUUCCACCUUUAUCUGCACUGAUGUGAAAGAACUGGACAGGUAAUUACCGUCAGGCUUUCGCCUUACUGUUUUCACCAAUCCAGUGCUUUCAGAUCAGUGCAGAUGGAGAGGAGACAAGGAGAUGAAUCCACUUUAGACUAAUUGCAUAUUCCUGUUGCAUCAUUUGACUUUCCUCAUUCCAUCCCGUAUGCUUCACCUCUCAUGACAGUAGUGCUCUGUCUCGUCAAGUUUAUCACGCUACACUGCUAAAUGUGAAUAAACUGUAUCUGAAGAUAGAUUUGCCACUAUUAUUAUUAUUAUUAUUAUUAGUCCUGUAUUGCUAAUGCCUUGAGAGACUGGCAGAAUGUACUGCUUGACUGACAAGUGUCCAUUGUAUUAUCUGCAGAUCAACAUUGUGUUUAAUAAUAAAAUAAAUUGGUUCUAUGUGGCCCAACCAGGCCACCAUA